CUUCCCCUCAGCAAGAGCUUGGGUGGAAGUUGGUAGGAUGGAUGCAGACUGUAGACUAGUCUUGAGCUGGAAUAGCUCUCCUUCCUUUUGAUUUGAUUUGGAAUUGUGCCCUGUCUUAGGCUAUUGCCUCACCACACAGAUCAGAAUCACCUGGGAGACUCAUUAGAUUACCAAUCACUGGGUCUUGCCUUCAGGGUUUCUGGUUCAGUAGGUCGGGGGUGAGAACAGGAAUCAAAAAAUUUCUAACAAGUUUUCAGAUGCUGCUGAUGCUGCUUGUCUGGGGGCUGAGGUUUAAGAACCACUCUUGUAGGACAUGUUUUCAGAGUUGUGUGAAGCUCCCCUGCUGCAACCUUCACCACAACACUUGGAGAGGGUAGUGCUUGUUAAGAUCCAGAUUCCCAGGCCAGGACCUAUUGGUUCCAUUUGGUGGGGUGGGAGAGACACAGAAAUGGCCAGGAGUCUGCAUUUUCACACUGAGGUUUGUGAACCACUGUUGUCGGGUGGGUACAGGGAGUUUUGUAGUCUGUCCACAGCCUUAAUUUUUGUUAGCAUAAUCUAAUUUACUUCCCAGCCAGGGCUCUGCAUGGUCCAUCUGAACUUGACUAUAGCUUGCAACCUUUGUCCACCAGGCACACCGAUGGCCAUCCGUACUGACGUGGAUUCAUCACACCACCUCAGCAGCCGUCCCUGUGGGGAAACAUACACAGCCAUGAUUUUUUAGUGCUCAUUACAGUACAUUUAAGACUGUGUAAAACAAAAAACAGUCCCAGAUGGUGUCUAAACCCCCCAGGGGCUCACGAUCUAAGGGGAAGCCAACAAUGAUGAGAGAACACGACGGGGCAUAAAUCAGAUGCUCAAUUGUGACUUGUUAGGAUACACAGAAGGAGUCAAAGGGGGGGAAGUUUCCAGAAAGGCCGGAUAGGUGCUCUAACUUGAAAGAUGAACAGGACCUCAGAUGGCGCUGAAGUCCAGGAGCUUCCCUGGGCGGACGGAACGGUGAGAGGGAACAUGAGGCAAGAAGCUACAGCUGAGGCCUAGGCAGCCAAGGCAGGAGUGAGGCUCCAUCCGUCUCCUGCCCUGCGACCCCAAGGGACCUGGCUUUGUUGCUCUGUGCCUUAUGUGCCUAACUCUGCUCUGAGCAUCCAGAGACUUAGGUAGCAGGGAGAAUGGCCUGGAGAAUGAGCUGCAGGGGUGAUGGGAACAGAGAUGAGCACUCCUGCUACUUUAGCCAAGGGAAAUCCUGGCUAUGUCAGUACCAAUUCCCUUUAAAAUCCCUCAGGGUCUCUAGGGUAGAUUACAUGAGGUGCGAAGGCUCCUGAACUGGAGGAAUUAAAGUCGGCUGUUCAGCUUGUUGCCCCCUUCCCGAAAAAAGCCAAUUUCAAAAACUUUUAAGAAUGCUUCAGGAACCACUAUAUAUAUGUUUCUACAAAGGCCUAAAAUUAGCAGUGUUUUAUUUUGGAUUACGAAUUCCCUCCUAGUCCUCCUGAACCUGAGCACGUAAGACACAGCCAGAUGUCAGGAAGUGGGUGAAAAGCUGAGGUUACUGAGGUGUUGGUUGCUCAGGCUUGCGGUUCCCCCCUCCCUCCUGCCCCCACCUGGCAGGUGAUGCUUAUCUUCACUUCAGCCCACCUCUUCUUGAUUGGGAAAACCCUCUUCUCCCACCGUGCCCCCCGCCCAUACUUCUCAUGUUGCUCUAGGUUUCCUUAAUCACAGCACUUAAGAACCUGAAAUACCAUUCACACAUAGGUGCAAAGUGAGAACUACUCUGUCGAACAGCUGCCUCUUCCUUCCAGCGAACUCGCACGGGGAGCCCACGUCACCGACUCUUCUGGAGAGCAUCCAGUGUCUCUGCACAGGCUCCCCCAGGCUGCCCACACCCCUCCCAGCCCGUGGAUUCCUGCCGCCUACGUCUGGUCUAGGCCCCCGGUCUGCUCCACUUCUGCCUUCCAUCCAAGCCUCGCUCUACUCCACUCUGCUUUUCACACAAAUUCUCCCAGGUUAAACUGUACGCCUCCUACAAGAUCGGUGUCAAGUCACUACUCCUUCCGUGAAGCCCUCUCUGGCUACUAUAGCCCUCACCAGUGUUUCUUUUCUGAACUCUCUGCCCCUAUGCCCCCUCCGCUCUGCUCUUUCACAUGAGCCAGUCUGGCCUCUUCAGCCAUAUUGUAGGGCUCUGUGGGUAGGGCGUAGGGUGCCUUGUGUUCCUCCUGACGCUCCCCUGCAUUUCAAGUCAUGCUGAGCACAGUGGGUGCAGAGUGACCUCGUGGUGUGGUUUGGUGGAAUGUGAACUUUCCCGAGUGUGUAAUACGCUGGGUGAUGAUCACAUUGGGGAGAGGCCUGGGGAGGGCUUCUCAUUCAGAGACAGGAAAGCACUCAGGGGAGAGGUGGAAGCCAUUAAUCUCUUGGAAGAUGAACCCAGAGCAUGUUCUGGAUAAAGAUGGGCCAAGCUCCUCCCUCCUCUCCCACCCCCUCCAUCCCAGGUGCUGGCCCCCAGUCCCACCUGGUGGGCAGCUGACUCCAUAAAAGUACCCCAAGGAGCAGGAGGCAGCUGUUAGGAGGAGCAGGAGGAUGGGCGCUGAGCAUGGGCAGCAGCCGCAGUCCGGGGGCCGCAGGGGCCGUGGUUCUGGCGAUAAGAAGUCCAAAAAGCGUAGCCGGCGCAAGGAAACCUACUCGAUGUAUAUCUACAAGGUGCUAAAGCAGGUGCACCCGGACAUCGGCAUCUCUUCCAAGGCCAUGAGCAUCAUGAACUCAUUUGUGAACGAUGUGUUUGAACGGCUGGCUGGCGAGGCUGCCCGGCUGGCCCAGUACUCGGGCCGGACCACACUGACAUCCCGGGAGGUCCAGACAGCGGUGCGUCUGCUGCUGCCCGGAGAGCUGGCCAAGCAUGCUGUAUCUGAGGGCACCAAGGCCGUCACCAAGUACACCAGCUCCAAGUGACCCAGGGCCUUCCAUUAAUAAAG
Nyctereutes procyonoides (raccoon dog) is the source of this 2960-nucleotide messenger RNA. Its product is annotated as histone H2B type 2-K1. Gene Ontology annotation, molecular function: structural constituent of chromatin; protein heterodimerization activity; DNA binding. The transcript has 2 exons. Bases 2569 to 2937 code for a protein of 122 amino acids. NCBI's taxonomy places the organism in Eukaryota, Metazoa, Chordata, Mammalia, Carnivora, Canidae. Gene Ontology annotation, cellular component: nucleosome. The record is from RefSeq and is a predicted model, not a curated record.